CUAUGACUUGGCAGUUGGCACGGCAUGAUUGAUUCUUCCUUUAGUUGUUGACUAAACUAGAAUUCAAAUCAAAACCUAUUGAAAAUCCCGCACAUAGCAACCAAAAAAUGCUAAAUUUGGGGAUUUAGGGUUUUUUUUUUUUUUUUUCCCUAUCUUCAUCGUUUUUUCCAACCAAGCUUGCAAUAAUUUAAGUUCGCGCCAAAAUGGAACCGGAAGGGCAAAAGGGUACCGUAAACCCUUCAGCAAUGCUAGCUUCCUUGCUUAGUAGGAGAGCCAAGCUUCACGAAGAUUUGCGCAGCAUUGAAAAGCAGGUUUAUGACAUGGAGACAAGUUAUUUACAGGAUCCUGGGCAAUGUGGCAAUGUACUAAAAGGAUUUGAAGGGUUCCUAUCUUCGUCAAAGAACACUGCACUCUUGAAGCGGUCAAGAAAGUUUCAGCCUGAAGAUAGACUCUUUUCAUUAUCUUCAGUGACCUCGCCUGCGGCUGAAGAUCUAGCAACUGGACGAGAUGAUGGGAGACCGGAUUUCGGUCCUGGUCGUUCAAAAGGUGGUGGAAUUUAUGCAAAUGGCCAGGGUAAACCAAAGAAGGGAAGAGGUGGUCCAAGGGACGCAAAGAGAUUAAGGCCUUCAACUGAACAAGAUUUUGAUUAUGAAGAUGAUCCUGAUUUGACAUUAUGAUUGAAAAUGUUGGUGCUAGUUUCUGUUCACAAGAUCCUUGGAGCAAUCUUGUUUUGAUCCUAAUGUCUCAUUACAUUUUGUGUACAUAUUGUACUCUUGUUGUACAUGUUUAGCUACCCCAAAGUUAUGGAAUUUAUUAUAAUAAAGCCCUUGUACUCAUGUUGUACAUGUAUUGUUACCA
Messenger RNA from Arachis stenosperma, 858 nucleotides. RefSeq lists its product as uncharacterized. The coding region runs from base 204 to 677 and encodes 157 amino acids. The record is from RefSeq and is a predicted model, not a curated record. The transcript has 7 exons. Gene Ontology annotation, cellular component: histone acetyltransferase complex. Lineage: Eukaryota; Viridiplantae; Streptophyta; Magnoliopsida; Fabales; Fabaceae.